Messenger RNA from Condylostylus longicornis, 4580 nucleotides. RefSeq names its product protein brunelleschi (gene brun). The transcript has 10 exons. Gene Ontology annotation, cellular component: trans-Golgi network. The coding region runs from base 321 to 4382 and encodes 1353 amino acids. The record is from RefSeq and is a predicted model, not a curated record. NCBI's taxonomy places the organism in Eukaryota, Metazoa, Arthropoda, Insecta, Diptera, Dolichopodidae.
UGGAAUUUUUGGUUUUUGAUGUUAUUAAUUAUUUUAUUUAUUUUUUAAAAUUACAAAUUAACUUAGGCAUUGAAAUUAAAAAAUAACAUAUGUCAGAAUUGGUGCAAAAAUUGAAUAUUUGUCUCUAACGUAACUUUUCUGCUACAAUAAAAAAAAAGUGUAAACGAAUAUUCCAAAAAUUAAAAUAUGUAAAAAGAGUAUUUACCAUUAAGUUAAUCUAAAUUUAAAAUGGUGUAAGAUAUAAAGAUCUUAAUCAAAAGAAUUAUAAUUAUCAUCUUUAAUUGGCAUACCAAAAGUUUUUUGUUCGUCUUUGAUAAUAAAUGAGAUCAAGUGUAGGAAUUAUGCUAUCGCAAACAUGUGGUGAGCCAACAGUGUCUCAUCCCGACUAUGAACAAAAUGCACUUCACCAUAGUUGCUUGCUAGUUUUACUACGAGGUAUUGGACCUGCCAAACCUAGGUCUUUGCAGAAAAUAUUUGAACGUGUUCGACGGAUUAAUAAUGUGAAAAUAACUGAUUCACUUGGUAAUCAACGGGAUAUAUGGAUAAGAUACGUUCACGACUAUCCGGUAGAAAAUAGUCUUUGGGGUGACUUUCAAACUCAUCGUCGUUUAUUAGGUCUUAUUACAAUUGGAAAAUUCGAUACUCAACUUGAGUUAAACGAACUUUGUCGCUUACAUGAAUCUCUGAAAGUAAAAUAUAAUGAAACUCUUUUUGAUUCAAGAGCAAUUUUUUUUGGUCCUUGCACUGAAAAUACUCAAACGAAAAACGUGGAGGUUGUAAAUGAUUCAGUUCCUUCGAAAACCUUAGCCGAGACAUCAAAUAAAGAAAAAACAUUAACAGACGAAUAUUCAACACCGUCGAAUUUUAAAAGCGCAGCAUUUUUCUACCAAGAGAAUGAUGUGUGUAAUGAUUUAGACAAAAACAUGAUCGAUUUUAUCAGUUCUCUCUUUUGGAUAUUGGAAUCUAAACGUUUGAAAAGGUCGUGUGAAAAAAUAGAUAAAGCACCUCUGUUAUUGGCACCAUUCGAAAAAAAGGAUUUUGUCGGACUUGAUAUGGAAUCUCGUACAAGUCGAAAGCGAUGUAUAGGUCGCAUAACUAAAAAUCUGGCUGACCUUACAUUACAGGCUGGUUUACUUUCGGAAGCAUUAAAUUUAUAUCAUGCAGCCAUUGAAACUCUGCGUGCAAUAAGUGAUUCUUUAUGGCUAGGUGCGGCGGAAGAGGGUUUAUGUUCAACGUCUUCGAUAUUAUUGUAUCCAAAACUACGUUAUUGCGAAGUAUUCCAAAGAAAUUGCAGUCUUCAAGAGGGCACUUCCCCGCAAAAAUUUAACGCAUAUGUAGGACGAAGAAGAUCAAGUGAUUUCGCAUCAAAAUCAAGAGUUAUUAUUGAGCAUGUAAGUGAUGCGCCUCAGGAAAAUCUAACAACAAAUUUGUUCGAGAAUUCCAUUGCAUCGAAUUCAUCGUCAUCGUCAUCAGUAUCUUCAAUUUUAACGAACUCAUCUACCACUUCUUCGGAAUCUACAACCGUAACAGGAAAUUUGGAAAAUAAAGGUACCAAUUCCACUAUCUUACCUGUAAACCUUUUGACUCCAGAUGAAAUCAUUAACCAAUAUCGGAAGGCAAUAAUUAACUAUAGCAAAUAUAGAAAUGCAGGCAUUAUUGAGACCGAAGCAGCUCUUAAAGCUGCCCGAAUUUGUAUUGAACAAAAUCGUAACUUAGAUGUUGUUAUGUUUUUACAAAAUGUUCUUUAUAUCAAUGUAAAUAUGACUGAAGCUGACAGAGUCAAGCGUUUUGAAGUUCUUACAGAUUUAUAUCAACAAAUUGGUUAUAGAAGAAAAGCUGCAUUUUGUCAAAGAUUAGCUGCAUGGAAACAUGUAGCGCAAGGAAACCCAACCCCAGACUGGUCACAAAGCUAUCGUUUGAUGUUAGAGUGUUUCCCUGGGUACAUGCUAAGUUUGGAUCCAUUAGAGGUUAUUAAUAAUGCCUCAGGAUGGCCUAUGUUGCAAAUUGAUUUAUUGCAGCAAUUAAUUAUGGCCGCAAAACGCUUAGGUCACUCAGCACUAGCUACAAGACACAUGACAUACCUACUCCAGACUCAAUGGAAAAACAUGUCUUCAAGUGAACAGAAGGAAAUGGCUCUUCAACUGCAGAAUUUGAGCGCACAAUGUGAGGGGUCACCAGUAGCUCUUGUUUUGGAAAAUGGAAUAGUAAUACCACCAGCAAAUUUAACGGACAUUCCCUAUUGUUCUCAACUACUCGUAAACGAAUUACAAGCUCAUUUACGAGCACUUAAAAUUAUAAUAACUAAAAUAGACAGUGGACCAUUCUUGUUCACUCCUAUUCAUUUCAGCUCAUUGGAUCGAAGAACUUCGAAGAAAGUAGAAAAUAAAAUUUCAUUUUUUUGGGUUCAAAAUGAACUAUCUGAAGUUACCUUAAAACUAAAAAACACCCUGCCAUUUGAAUUGACAGUUAGUGAUAUGCGACUUCUCACUGCGGGAAUAGUUUUUGAAUCGUUGCCACAAACAGUUGUCCUGCAACCAGAUGUCACAACACAAAUAACGUUACACGGUACUCCCCUUGAAUCUGGUAAUUUAGAAAUACAAGGGUAUAGCACUCAUACUUUGGGAGUUAAAUCCAAUUGCCGUUUGAAGCAUAUGAAGGAUCGUCUUUUCCCUGCUAAUUAUGUGGUUGAAGUAAUACCUACUUUGCCAAAAAUUACUGCACAAACUUCAUUACCUAAAACGGCCACAUUUAGUUCAUUAUCAAACUCGAAUUGUGUUAUAACAUCUGCUGCAUUAACAAUUUAUAAGGGUGAAAAAAGUGAGUGUAUCAUAACUUUAAAAAAUGAUAGCAUGAUUCCCAUAGAACAUUUGGAAUUAUCAUUGCAUUCAAAUGUAGACAAUGAUUUAUUGAAAAAGAUUUUCAAUGUUGACCAAAACUUGGUACAAUCUAAAUUACCUAUAGCGCCAAAUUCUUCUAUUGAAUUUCCUUUGCUAAUAUAUGGUGAGGCAGAUUUUUUGUGUCCAAUAUCUAGUCAAACAGCGAACAUAGUAGAUUUAAAUGGUGGACCACAAAGUUUGAGUUAUUCAGCACUUUCAUCGGGUCAUGCUAGUCUACCCAGUCGGGUAAGCUCACCUGUACAUCAAAUCGUUGGCAGAAAAACUGAUACAAACUCCAGUUUUCGUUCAUCAAAUUCAAGCACAAUUGGUUUAGGUGGGCACACUUCUUUAGCUGCCUUGCCUCCUCUAGCAGUUGCAAACGGUCAAAUCAUAGAAGCUCAACUGCAACUUAGAUACUCUGGCGGAAAAGCAAUGCAAGAUGGCUAUUGCAGACAAUGUGCUAUAUCGUUUGUUUUGGAGCUCUUACCUAGCGUGCAAUUAACUGGCUGGGAUGUUUUACCGGCUGAAACGGCUUCGCAAUUCUAUUUGGUGCUAGAUAUUUCAAAUUUAACAAACCAAGAAAUGUCAUUGAAUUACACUAGUAAUAAAAACAUUUUGAUAGAAGCAAAAGAAAGCUGUCGCGUUCCGAUACCAGUAGAUAGAUGUUCCUUGGAAAGAUUAUCUGAUGAUGUUGCAGAAAUAGAAAAAAAUAGUGCAAACUGUGAUAGCGGCGCAAUUUUAAUCAUGCCCACUCAAGGAGAAAUCACGGAAAGAAUUUGUUCAAAUCACAUAUCUGAAAGAGUAAAUUUAAGUUGGACAUUGACUGGAACUGAAACGCAAGGUGUGGCUUCAUUAAAAGGAAUUAGAUUAACAAACAGUAUGAUCGAUUUAAUUACUGUUGCUCCUCUUCAAUGGAAUGUUAUGUUCAAUAAUACUGUCAUUCAACCUCAAUCUGAGUUCGUGUGCUCUGCUGGAGAGUGUGUUUCACUACAUAUUGAAGUUGGAAAUCAGUCUCAAUCACCAUUACAUCAUUUAGCUUUAACGAUACAGUUCUAUCAAGAUUAUCAAAACGGCGUACAUAGCUAUCAUUUAGAAACCAGGGUCAUGAUGACAGGAGCAAAUCAAAUUGUAAUCCCAAUAUUAGACAAAAAUAACACUAUCGAUCAUGAUUGCUCGGUUGUAUUUUUUACUCCAGGGCGAUUCAAAGCAAACUUGCAAUGUAGAUCUUUGCCAAUAUCAAAUGUAAUGAACUCCAAUUCGUUACUACCUCAACAGUCACAUCAAAUAAAAGAAAACAUUGGCACUGCUGGUAACAAUUUAACAAACUCACUACAACGAAAUCUUCCUAGCUAUAGUUCAUCAUUGGGAUCAUCUAAUAUUGAAUCGUGUAAUGUACAAAAUUAUGCAGAUGCGCUUGUUGGCCUUAAUAAUAAUAAUUUUGAUCAAAAUCAACAUGUUUGGAAGUUCAUUCCACCAGUAGAAAUUACUGUAAUAGAAGGUGUUUAACGUGGUUGCUAAUUUACUCAAUAAAUAAAUCUACUAACAUAAGCUACGUUAUAAAAAAAUUCAAAAACUCUUAUGGUCCAGCAAAUAUUGCUUAGAUUUUAUUUAAAAAGUUAAGAAAAUUUCUAAGACAUUGUCAGUUGUUGCUUUAUUGAUUAGUGUUAAAUAAAUAAAAUAUGCAAGUAUUUUUUUAUUUAAAGA